UUACAACAUUUCUGACCAUUCACGUGGACCAGAGCGCCACCAAGCGGUCAACCAAAGCCUCAUUACAAAUACACCACCUAACCAAACCCCCUUCUCCCACAAUCCCACUGAAUCUCCACCACCCACCAUCAACCAUGGCUGUGCUGCUUCUGCUAGCCGCCGCCAUCCUCUUCGUCUCCACCGUCUUCUACCUUCUACCAUCCAUCUACCAACGCCUCAGGUUCAACCUUCCUCCCGGCCCACGCCCACUUCCCAUCGUCGGAAACCUCUACGACGUCAAACCUGUUAAAUUCAGGUGUUAUGCCGAAUGGGCGAGAACUUAUGGCCCGAUCUUCUCUGUCUACUUAGAUUCGAAGCUAAACGUGAUUGUUAACAGCUCGGAGUUGGCUAAGGAGGUGCUGAAGGAGAAUGAUCAGCAGUUGGCUGAUAGGCAUAGGAAUCGGGCGACGAUGUCGUUUAGUAGAGGUGGAAAGGAUUUGAUCUGGGCUGAUUACGGACCUCACUAUGUGAAGGUCAGGAAAGUGUGUAAUUUGGAGCUGUUUUCGCCUAAGAGACUUGAAGCUCUGAGACCUAUCAGAGAAGAUGAAGUCACUGCCAUGGUUGAAUCCAUUUUCAGACACUCUACUGAUCUUGAUAAGCGUGGAAAAGCCUUACCGUUGAGGGGUUAUUUAGGAACAGUUGCAUUCAACAAUAUUACAAGAUUGACAUUUGGGAAGCGAUUCGUGACUCCCGAAGGUGGAAUGGAUGAUCAAGGGCAAGAAUUCAAAGGAAUUGUGUCUAAUGGGAUCAAGAUCGGUGGCAAGGUUUUCAUGGCCGAGAAUAUUCCAUGGUUACGUUGGUUCUUUGCAGGUGAAAACGAGAUUCUUGCUAAACAUGAACAACGCAGAGACCGACUUACAAAAGCCAUCAUGGCUGAACACGAUAUUGCACGCAAGAAAACCGGUGGGACCCAAGAGCAUUUCAUCGAUGCUUUGCAUACACUUCAACAAAAGUACGACCUUAGCGACGACACAAUCAUUGGACUUCUUUGGGACAUGAUUACAGCAGGAAUGGACACGACAUCGAUCUCGGUGGAAUGGGCAAUGGCGGAGUUAGUAAAGAACCCACGGGUCCAACAAAAGGCUCAAGAAGAGCUCGACCGUGUAAUCGGAACCGAUCGAAUCAUGUCAGAAACCGACUUCUCAAAGCUUCCAUACCUCCAAUCAAUAGCCAAAGAAGCCCUAAGAUUACACCCACCUACCCCAUUAAUGCUCCCACACAAAGCCAAUGCAAACGUAAAGCUUGGUGGAUAUGAUGUUCCAAAAGGUGCAAUCGUCCAUGUUAAUGUGUGGGCCAUAGCACGUGACCCGGCCAUCUGGAAGGACCCGGAGGAGUUUCGGCCAGAGAGGUUCUUUGAGGAGGAUGUGGAUGUAAAGGGUCAUGAUUACCGGCUACUGCCUUUUGGCGCCGGUAGGAGGGUGUGCCCGGGUGCACAGCUGGCGAUUAAUUUGGUGACGUCUAUGUUGGGGCAUCUUCUGCAUCAUUUUGAGUGGACCCCACCUGCAGGAAUGAAGCCAGAGGAGGUGGACUUGACGGAGAAUCCGGGGAUGGUUACUUACAUGAAACACCCGAUUGAGGCGGUGGCGACACCACGGUUGCCGAAUAAUCUGUACAAGCGGGUGCCUGUCAGCGUGUGAUUUUCUAGGGUUUUGUAAUGUGAACUGUUUGUAACUUUGUUUUAUGGAAUGGGUUUAUUUUAUUUUA
Messenger RNA from Lactuca sativa (garden lettuce), 1743 nucleotides. Its product is annotated as cytochrome P450 98A2. Lineage: Eukaryota; Viridiplantae; Streptophyta; Magnoliopsida; Asterales; Asteraceae. The record is from RefSeq and is a predicted model, not a curated record. Gene Ontology annotation, molecular function: iron ion binding; monooxygenase activity; oxidoreductase activity, acting on paired donors, with incorporation or reduction of molecular oxygen.